Molecule: messenger RNA, 2122 nt
Organism: Coniophora puteana RWD-64-598 SS2
Lineage: Eukaryota; Fungi; Basidiomycota; Agaricomycetes; Boletales; Coniophoraceae
Exons: 7
Coding region: 1-1989 (662 amino acids)
Biological process (GO): DNA replication; DNA replication initiation
Cellular component (GO): nucleus; nuclear origin of replication recognition complex
Molecular function (GO): DNA replication origin binding
Source: RefSeq, a predicted model, not a curated record
AUGGCAAAUGCUGCAGACGAACACUUAGACUUAGGCAGCUUCGACCUCAUCAACGACCUCGCGCAUCAACACCCCGGCUACUCCAACUUCGUUUCCCACCUCGCCGAGCUGCUUGCGAGUGGCAGCAAUGGUUUACCACCAUUCAUUCACAUUACCGACACGACUUCCAGCGGAGCACGCGUCGUGUCUUCCAUCAUUGACGACGUUCUCUCGCGUGCGCCCGGCCCUUCUGGGUUCUCUUCUCACUCCGAGGCAUCGACAUCUUCGCCAAAGAAGACUCCACCAAGAAGCUCAAGUAGACGGGGGAAAGGGAAGCAAAAGGAGAAAGGCAAUGCGGAGACGGGGCAGGAUAACACGGAGGAAACACCCAAUGCGAAGCCAACGAUCCCGGACUUCCCUCCUCUCUACGUCGCACACGUGAACGCCGUCGCGUGUUUCAAGCCGCGACUCUUGUACGACGGCGUGCUGAACCAGCUGGCGCAAUGGAUUCCAUCAUGGUCGGAUGGGUGCACGAACUGGCCUGGACCCAACGGGCUCGGUUCAGAGGAGAGGUGGAACGACUGCUUUGACAGCUUCUGCGAGGGGUUGCGGGCGGUGUAUGCGCAGGGUGCUGGGAAGAAUGCGAGUGGUUUUGGGAAGGACAAUGUUGAAGGGAAGGGGAAGGGAAAAGCCAAGGCAGUGGAUGACGAAGAAUUUGAAGGGAUGGAUGAGGGCCCAGUGCUGGUCAUCGUGAUCGACAAGGCGGAGCGACUGAAGGAGAACAUGCCUGAGGUGAUCGUGCCCUUGACGUGUCUGGCGGAAGUGGCACGUGUAAGAAUCAGCGUAAUCCUGGUGUCUACUGUGCACUGGCACGAUAUGCGACCGCCGAAUGGCGCAGCACCAGACCCAUAUUGCAUUGCCGUUGAGCCUCCAGCACAACAAGAAACAAUCGAGCGCCUACUCCAAUCCUUCCGAAAUACCUGCACCACCAAAGACGACUCAAUUCCUUCUACCGAUGUCUAUAACGUAGCUCUCGAACCGCUCUACAAGAGUUACGCAGAAUUCCUAUACGGCGCUUGCGCCAAAUUCACGCACGAUCCCGCGCAGCUGCAGUACGUCGCUGCAGCACGCUGGCCCGGCUUCGUACAACCCAUCCUAGAGCGUUUACGGGAGGAAGAUGAUGAUGAUGAGGUCGCUAUGGACGUCGAAGCGACCCGAGAUGGGGAGCAAGAUUCCCCUAAGGACAGGCGUGCGAGGAGACUCCGCGCUCUACUGAACGAAGACCACCGCCUCCGUCUCCUGGGGUACUUCCGCACCUCAAUCACAUCCGCCGUCGAGACUCUUCUCCCGCGCAAGUCCCAUGCCGUCAGCUGGGCGAAGACAAACGAGCCCCCGGAGGGCGUGCUCGCCAGCCCGGACUCUGGCAUUCCCAUUCCUCGACCCGUGGCUGCUACCGCUGCCCAUGGACACGGUCAAAGCCAGAGCAGCAGUAUGGUCCUGCACCUGCCUAGGCUGUCGAAGUACAUCUUAGUCGCGUCCUUCCUCGCGUCGACGAAUCCCGCUAAGUCCGACUUGCGGAUGUUCGGCCGAGGAUCGGACGAACGGAAGAGGAAGAGGCGGAGGGCUAGAUCAACCUCGCCGAGGAAAGGGUCGGCGAGUGGCGCGGUCAAGGUUGCCCAGCGACUUGUAGGUCCUUCCCCAUUCCCACUCGAUAGAUUGCUUGCCAUCCUUGGGGCGCUUCUAGAAGAGAACGACGCCGAAGACAGGUUGCCAGCGCCGCAUUUAUCCCUUCCGGGAGAAUAUACUGACAUGGAAUUGCGGCGAGUACAUGUCUACGCAGCUAUCUGCGAACUGAGCGCCAUGCGAGCGCUGCAGCGGACGACGCCGGUGGAGAAACUAGAUGGACCGCCGGCGUUUAAGUGCGGAGUAUCCUACGAGGUCGUGUCGGUGUUAUCGAAAGAGCUAGGAAUCAGGUUGCAGGAUCUAAUGUGGGAUUCGGAGAGCAUAUAGCACACGUCGGUUUUCGUCAAUGUCAUAUUAUUUUUCGCUGUCGAAUCAUUCGGAGAAACGGCGGUUUCGACGCUUCUCCCGAGACUCUGACAGACGGAAACCGCAAGAAACUAUUCACUAAACCUCAAACAGG